GUUGUGAUGAAUGUUGUGUUGAUAGUGGUGCCCAAUGUGGUGCCAAUUUCACGGUAGUAAAACAUUGCGCAUUGGCUGCACUUGUGCUCUAAUGAGACUGAACGCCUUGUUUCUUUUUUCACUACACCAGGUUAAUCACUCUCAAAGAAUGUCAGAGAGGCCACUUACUCCUUGGGUUGUUUGCGAAAAGAACGGCAAAGUAUUAACAGCGCACUGCGAUUGUAUGGCAGGAAUAGGUGAAAGCUGCUCUCACGUCGCUUCACUUCUGUGGGCUGUUGAAGCUGGUGCACGAAAACGAGAUUCUUUAACUGUGACUGAUAAGAAGGCAUACUGGGUGCUUCCAAGUGCUGUCAAGGCUGUGCCAUACGCUAAAGUACAGAAUAUCAAUUUUAGUAAAUUUAAUAAGAAAUGCGAAGGCAAAAUGCAAAGAAAUCCAGUUCCUGCCCCAUCAUCGUCAGAAUUGGAUGAAUAUUUUAAAACUAUUAGUUCUUUCUCAUCAAAACCAGCAAUACUUUCUUUAAUACAUCCAUAUUCUGAUUGUUAUGUACCUAAAGCCUUGCACUCUGACUUGCCACCAGUCAAGAGUGAUCUUUAUGAUCCCACACUAUUAGACAAAUCACUUGAAACUUUGCUGGAAUUAUCAGAGUCGAAAAUGGACUGCUUUAAUGUUACAGUUGAGCAGCAAAAAGCUGUAGAAGAAAAAACUAGAGAUCAAGCCAAUUCUCGUCUUUGGUUUCGAUUUCGUGCUGGAAGAGUGACUGCUUCAAGGUUCAAAGCAGCUUGUUGCACCAACAGAGAUUCACCUUCCAAGAGUUUGAUCACAAGCAUUUGCUAUCCAGAGCUGAAGAAAUUUUCAACUGCAGCAACAAGAUGGGGUUGCCAGCAUGAAGAGGUGGCAAGAGACAAAUAUCGAAAAUGGCUAAACACAAACCAUGAAAAUGUUUCAGUAACAAACAGUGGAUUCUGGAUUCAUUUGACCCAUGGAUUUCUUGUUGCUUCUCCAGAUGGACUUGUCUCUUGCCAAUGUUGUGGCACUGGGAUUUGUGAAAUAAAGUGUCCAUUUUGCCAUAAAGAUGAGACGAUUGAAACUUCAACAAAUGACAGGUUGUUUUGCAUUGAAGUAAAUAGUGAUGGCACAAAACAACUUAAAAGAACUUGUGCAUAUUACUAUCAAGUUAUGGCUCAGUUGUCAUGCACAGGUUUGAGCUACUGUGAUUUUGUUGUGUGGACAGAGAAAGACUUGUUUCUUGAACGAAUCUUGCAAAAUAACGAAUUUGUAGAAAGGAACAUAGAGGCAGCAAAGAAAUUUGUGUUGAGGGGACUCCUUCCAGAGUUAACAGGAAAAUGAUACUGAAGACCUCAAAAAAAUGGAAUAUAAUAAAAUCAAAUGUCUUAUAAAUAUUAUUAGUACAAUUUUAAGUGUAUGCAUGCAAAAUCUUUCAAAAAAUAUUAUUUAGUCAUAAGGUACGACAGAAUCACAAAUGUUAAUUAGUGCACAGCUAACAGUAACUAUUUUGUCAA
Xenia sp. Carnegie-2017 is the source of this 1521-nucleotide messenger RNA. RefSeq lists its product as uncharacterized. Bases 35 to 1348 code for a protein of 437 amino acids. The record is from RefSeq and is a predicted model, not a curated record. NCBI's taxonomy places the organism in Eukaryota, Metazoa, Cnidaria, Anthozoa, Malacalcyonacea, Xeniidae. The transcript is spliced from 3 exons.